Messenger RNA from Acomys russatus (golden spiny mouse), 999 nucleotides. Its product is annotated as cathepsin J-like. Gene Ontology annotation, biological process: immune response. NCBI's taxonomy places the organism in Eukaryota, Metazoa, Chordata, Mammalia, Rodentia, Muridae. The record is from RefSeq and is a predicted model, not a curated record. Gene Ontology annotation, cellular component: lysosome. The transcript has 7 exons. The coding region runs from base 1 to 999 and encodes 332 amino acids. Gene Ontology annotation, molecular function: cysteine-type endopeptidase activity.
AUGGCUUAUGCCAUUUUUGUGUUGAUCCUGUGCUUUGGCCUGGCCGCAGGUGCUCCGCCACGCGACUCUAAUUUGGAUUAUAAAUGGGAAGAGUGGAAGAUGAAACACAACAAAAUAUACAGCACGGAGGAAGAACCACUGAGGAGAGCAAUAUGGGAAGAAAAUGUGAAAAUGAUCAAACUUCACAAUGAGAAGAACGGCCUCGAGAGCAGCUUCACCAUGGACGUAAAUGGCUUUGCUGACUCCACUGGUGAAGAAUACAGAAAAUCGCUGCAUGAUAUUCCAGUUCCAGCUGCCCUGUCGAUGAGAGAGGCCUAUAAACAUUUGGUUAGUAAUUUACCCGCAUCUAAGAAUUGGGUAAAGGAAGGCUAUGUGACUCCUGUGAGGAAUCAGGGUAAAUGUGGCUCUUGUUGGGCUUUUACUGCAAUUGGUGCCAUAGAAGGACAGAUGUUCUCGAAAACUGGCAACCUCACCUCUCUAAGUGUGCAGAACCUAAUAGACUGUUCUAAGCCUCAAGGAAAUAAUGGAUGUGUUUCGGGUUAUGCAUACAACGCCUUCGAGUAUGUUCAGAAAAACGGUGUUGAAGCUGAGGAAACCUACCCAUAUGAAGAAAAAGAAGGACCCUGCAGAUACAGUCGUGAGAAUGCUAGUGCUUAUGUGACAAGUUUUGUGGCCCUCCCACAAAAUGAGCUUUACCUGUUAAUUGCUGUAGCAGCUAUUGGGCCCGUUGCUGCGGCAGUUGAUGCUUCCCAUGAUUCUUUCAGGUUCUACAGUGGAGGUAUUUAUCAUGAACCAAAUUGUAGCAGCUAUUACGUGAAUCAUGCAGUUCUGGUGGUUGGCUAUGGAUUUAUCGGAAGUGAAAGAAAUGGCAAUGAAUACUGGCUUAUCAAGAACAGCUGGGGUAAAGGCUGGGGCAUUGAUGGCUACAUGAUGCUUUCCAGAGGUAGAAACAACCACUGUGGAAUUGCUUCACAAGCUUCCUAUCCCGAUGUAUUCUGA